AUGCCUAGACCGAUAUGCAUUCCCACCGACAGUGACGAAGAAGCAAUGGAAAACCCACCACCCGUCCCCAACAACGCCGACAUUGUAGCGGCGGACAAAGCAAGAAACACCGUCAAUCCAACAACCCAGACCUAUCACUGUCGGACUAGGGCGUCGUUGAUUGCACCACCACCUUCCUCACCAUUAGUCGCGAGAGACACCCAGGGAGGCAAAACGCCUCAAGAAGACACCCCUUCCACCAGUCAUGGUCAGAAACGGCCAAGAACACCAUCACCACCACCAUCACCAAGCCCAGAGCGACAACCAGAGACACCCAUUGUCCCACCUCCCGCAAUCCACGAAGAAGGCGAAUUGCCCAGCGAUUUGCCCAAACCAACCCACCUUGAUCACAUCACUCAGACCCUGACGUUCAACAAGGCUUCUGAAUGGGCCAGGCUAGAUAGAGUUUCCUCUCUGCCCUACCACCCAGGACCUCUAACACCACGCCAUGAGCGUGUAUUCAUAAAGAAGAAGGCACAGCCUGCCCCAACAGAUGGGAUAGCAAGGGACACAGAACAAGCACCCCAAGUAGAUGAACCACCUCCUGUGGCACCACAGCAGGAAGCCAAUCAGGCCUCUGAAGAUGUAGUUCCAAACUAG
Messenger RNA from Manihot esculenta (cassava), 639 nucleotides. RefSeq names its product cell surface glycoprotein 1-like. The transcript is spliced from 2 exons. Bases 1 to 639 code for a protein of 212 amino acids. Lineage: Eukaryota; Viridiplantae; Streptophyta; Magnoliopsida; Malpighiales; Euphorbiaceae. The record is from RefSeq and is a predicted model, not a curated record.